Messenger RNA from Rhagoletis zephyria (snowberry fruit fly), 2358 nucleotides. RefSeq lists its product as uncharacterized. Gene Ontology annotation, biological process: DNA integration; proteolysis. Lineage: Eukaryota; Metazoa; Arthropoda; Insecta; Diptera; Tephritidae. Gene Ontology annotation, molecular function: aspartic-type endopeptidase activity; nucleic acid binding. The record is from RefSeq and is a predicted model, not a curated record.
AUGCGCAGCUAUGCUGAAGUCUCGUUCUUGACGUAUAAAGAACUUGGUCUCUUGGAUACAGGAGCAAAUAUAAGCUGCAUCGGUUCCUCACUUGCAACAGAAGAUUUUUCCAAGAUACCUCAAUUUAAAGCAUUAAACUCACAAGCUAGAACAGCAGAUGGUGAAGAACAGAAAAUUAUAGGAGUUCUUGAGAUUCUGAUGACUUAUAAAACAGUCAAAAGGCCAAUGAAACUGUACGUUAUACCCUCCAUAAAACAGAAACUAAUCUUAGGUCACGAUUUUUGGAGAACCUUCUCACUUGCACCGAACAUUAUUAGUUCGCUAGAGAACUCUUUGGACUCAACUGGAACUACCGAAAACGUGUACCCUUUGAGUCAGCAACAAAUUCAGCAGUUAGAAGUCGUUAAGAACUUGUUCCCGAAUGCUACUAAAGGUUUAGGACGUACCACCUUUAUCCAACAUCAUAUUGAUGUAGGAGAGGCAAAGCCUGUGAAACAGCGUUUCUACCCCGUAAGUCCGGCUGUAGAGAAGUUGCUUUAUAACGAAAUCGAUCGUAUGCUCCAACUGGAGGUAAUUGAACCGUCGGUAAGUGCUUGGAGUUCUCCCAUGCGUCUCGUUGUUAAGCCCAACAACGUUCGACUUUGCUUGGAUGCCCGCCGACUUAACGAAGUCACAAAAAAGCACGCCUAUCCUUUACCUAGUAUUGACGGAAUCUUUUCGAGACUACCUAGCGCUAAUAUAAUCACCAAACUGGACCUUAAAGAUGUAUAUUGGCAAAUUGAGCUCAGUCCCGAAUCAAAGCCGUUGACCGCCUUUACGGUCCCGGGACGACCACUUUAUCAAUUUAAGGUAAUGCCAUUUGGCCUAUGCAAUGCCCCGUCUACUAUGUGCCGCCUGAUGGAUGAAAUCCUUCCACCCGAUCUUCGACAUUGCGUUUUCGGUUAUCUCGAUGACCUUUGCAUUGUUUCGGAAGACUUUUCUUCACAUCUCACUGUGUUAGUUCGUUUAGCGGAGCAAUUUCGCAAAGCAAAUUUAACCCUUAAUAUUGACAAAAGCCAAUUUUGUGUCACAAGCAUUAACUAUCUAGGCUAUAUCAUUGGUAGCGGAGGAAAAGAACAUAUCGUUCCCGAUGCCUUAUCACGGCUAUGCGAAAAUGAAAUAUCAGAGUUAGAUAUGAGGCCAAUAAUAGAUCUUGAAUCAGACGCUUUUCAAGACGAGGCCUACGUAACACUUAAAAACAAAUUUAGUGAAAACCCUGAAAAAUUUCCUGAUAUAAAAAUUGUUGAUAACCUUUUGUAUAUUAGAACCGAACACGCUGUUGGCGAUGGUACCGAGGAUAAAUCCACUUGGAAGCUAUGGGUUCCAGAGAGGCUCAAAAAUGAAGCCCUAAAGCAAGGUCAUGACAGCCUCACGUCUUCGCAUGCAGGCAUACAAAAGGCAAUCGAGAAGCUACGUCGUUAUCUUUUCUGGCCUGGCUUGGCGAAGGAUGUACGCGAGUAUAUUCGACAAUGUGAGAUCUGCAAGGAGAAUAAAGCUCCCAAUAUCACUUUACGUCCUCCAAUGGGUGCUCAUAUCCCUACUUGUCGACCUUUCCAAAAGUUGUAUAUUGAUCUGUUAGGACCAUACCCUCGUAGUAAAAAUUGGCAUAUAGGUUUACUCAUUGUCCUUGACCAUUUUAAGAAUGUAUUUCAUAGCUUUGGAGUUCCCGAAACCCUUGUUAGCGAUAACGGAACCCAAUUCAGGGCUAAUGACUUCAAAGCCUUCCUAACCGAAUUAGGUAUCAAACAGGUGUUUACUGCUUUAUACUCGCCGCAGAGCAAUGCUGCCGAACGCGUAAAUCGUUCUUUAUUAGCCGCGAUUCGUUCGUAUUUGAAAAAGGACCGGUCUGAAUGGGAUUUACAUCUCUCAAGCAUAUCCUGUUCCUUGAGGUCCGCCCUUCAUCAAUCGCUAGGAUGUUCACCGUAUCGAGCCUUAUUUGGUCUGGACAUGAUUACUCAUGGGUCAGACUACAAACUACUGAAGGAGUUAUCCUUGCUUGAAGAGCCCAUUGUACCCCUUUCCCGAUCAGAUAACUUAGCGUUAUUGAGAAAAGAUAUACAAGCAAACAUACGCAAGGCAUACGACAAAAACGUUAAGCAAUAUAAUUUACGUUCAAAACCUGUCUCUUAUAAAGAAGGCCAAGAAGUAUACCGUCGUAACUUCGCUCUUAGUAAGUUCUCGGAAAAGUUCAAUGCCAAACUAGGUUCACAAUUUGUCAAAUGCAGAAUCCGGAAGAAGCUUGGCAGCUGCUACUAUCAGCUAGAAGACUUACAAGGAAAGGAAAUUGGUACUUAUCAUGCCAAAGACAUUCGUAGCUGA